This is a messenger RNA of Zophobas morio, 5473 nucleotides long. It is a transcript of the gene Nt5c, whose product is annotated as 5'-nucleotidase domain-containing protein 3. The coding region runs from base 719 to 2260 and encodes 513 amino acids. The transcript is spliced from 8 exons. Gene Ontology annotation, molecular function: 5'-nucleotidase activity. NCBI's taxonomy places the organism in Eukaryota, Metazoa, Arthropoda, Insecta, Coleoptera, Tenebrionidae. The record is from RefSeq and is a predicted model, not a curated record.
UUAUUAUUAUUACCGCGUGUGAGUAUACGUUUACAAUUUGCAGAGCAAGCCCACCCACAAAAGUGUGACAAAACAUUGCCGAAAUAGCAACAAUAGUUUCAGUUUUAGAAAACAUUUUAUUGAUAGCCUGAUAUAUUGCGCGCACACCUGCGCAUACUGUUACGAAACGACUUGCUUAUAAAAUGCCUUACUGAUUAUUCAAUUAGUGAUAGUAUACAUAAUAACCAGCAUCGCCGAAAAUAACUGAAGUUGAUAGCACCAGAAUGAAAUUCCAUAAAAUCUGCGGUUCAUAGUGAAACGAUUGUGAGUACCGAGACAAAAGUAAACCGAGUUUUAAAUUUGGCAGAUGCAUUGCGUGUGUACAGUUUUGUGUUCUUCCACACCACGUUCUACGAUCAUGCGUGGUGUAAUACUAUCAAAGCCAUGUCGAAAUGCCGAGGCGAAGGGAUCGAAACGUUGCAUGGCCGUGGGCCAAGUCUACAGCCAAGUCCACUGUGUGCCGUACGAUUUGUCGGUUCAAUGCCAAUGCAGUGAGUGAACAUAGUGCAUACGUAUUUGCUUUACAAUAUGUGUUUGUUGUUUAGUCUGUGUUAAUGAUGGCGAUUAGAUAAUGAUAUGGUGAUGUGGGCAAAAAAUAAACAAUACAGAAAACAACUGUGAAUCAAAUAAAGAUAGAAAAUUAUUCAGAUCCAAGAAUACUCACUAUUUACAUAACGUAAUGUUCCUAAGCAAGGUUUUUAAAAUAUGUUCAGAAUUACAAUCAUGUCGUUCCCAUAUAUCUAACUAUAAUGGGAUAAAUUUAAGAAAUACUCAAAGACGUCACUCAACACAACGACUGGAGGAGGCAUACAAAAAAAUAAAAGCAAAGUGCCAGUCGAAAAAACUGCCAAAAGAUGUAAAUCCAAAAGCCGUUUUUGCCUGUAACGAACUUGAUUUAAAAGAGGUAAAUGUGUAUGGUUUUGACUAUGAUUACACUUUAGCGUGUUAUAAGCCGUCUAUGGAUUAUGUACUGUACAAUUUAGGCAGACAAAUACUAAUUGAAAGGUUUAAAUAUCCUCUUGAAAUAUCACAGUUGGAGUACAAACCAGGAUUUGCUGUCAGAGGAUUGCACUAUGACAUAGGAAAGGGCGUUCUACUAAAACUGGAUUCUUUUUUGCAAAUCCAGUUCGGUUCUGUUUACAAGGGUCUGAAACCACUUUCUGUUGACGAAGUUCUUAAGCUUUAUAAAAACCGGAUAAUACCAAUUGCACAUGUUGAAGGACAUUCAAAAAAUGCCUCGGACUUCAACCAAGCAAAAAUGGUACAGCUAGCAGAUCUUUUUUCUGUCCCUGAAAUGGGUUUGUUAUGUAACGUAGCUGAUUAUUUCGAACGCAACCACAUAGAUUAUCAUCCCGAAAUCUUGUUUAGAGACGUUAAGAGUUCCGUAAAAAGUUCUCAUCCAUUAAUGCACAAGAUAGUUUCGGAGAAUGUUUCCGAAUACAUUGAAUCUAACGAAAAGCUUCGCCCAUUCUUUGACAGACUUAAGAAUUCCAACAAAAAAUUAUUUUUAGUCACGAAUAGUCCCUACAAAUUUGUCAACAAGGGUAUGGAGAUGUUGGUUGGAAAAGACUGGAAAGAAUAUUUUGAUGUUCUUAUCGUUCAGGCCAGGAAGCCCAGAUUUUUCACGGAUGUUUCAAGACCGAUACGAGUUUACGAUGAACAAAGUGGUAGUCAUAUUUGGGAUCGAGUAACUAAACUAGAGAAAGGAGUUAUUUACUAUGAAGGAACCGUUAAACAAUUGCAAGAUUUAACAGGAUGGCGUGGACAUCAAGUGUUGUAUUUUGGAGAUCACCCAUAUAGCGAUUUAGCAGACGUCACUUUGGAACAUGGGUGGAGAACUGGCGCCAUUAUAAAUGAGCUAACACAUGAGAUUGCGACCUUGAAUAAUGUGGAAUUUAAAAAGAACGCAAAUUGGUUACAAAUGUUAACUCAAUUAAUAGAAGACCAUCAGGACUGUGAAGAUCCAGACGAGCAAAAAGUUCUGCAAAAAUGGAUGGCAGAGAGAGAUAAAUUAAGAAACGAUAUAAAGGUAGUAUUUAAUCCACAGUUUGGCAGUGUAUUUCGAACAUAUCACAAUCCAACUUAUUUCUCAAGAAGACUCUUUAGAUUUGCUGACAUUUAUACAUCAAAUAUCACAAAUUUAUUGAAUUAUUCCGUAAAGCAUACUUUUUAUCCUAGACGAGGUGUGAUGCCUCAUGAAUACAUUUCUUAUUUUGUAUAAGUUUCCCCUAAAAAUCGGAAUAACUUUUUUCAUGCUAAUUAUUCUCGAACGCUUAAUAUCCAAACAUGCUUUUCAUAAGUAAAACAUCCAAUCAGUCUUUAAAUACUCAUAAAUUUUAAAUAUAACUCAGAACUGUCUUAAAACUGAUUCACAAUAUUGGUCAGACACAAUUUUAUAAGAUUUUUUUAUAAAUAUCAACUAAACAUUAAAUCUCAAAUAAUCUCGUCACUUAUUGAUAUAAAAUAGUUAUUAAUUACCGACUGUAUUUUAAACACAAAUCAGAAUAAGCGUUUCAAGUCAAAACUUUCUGACAUCAAUUGAUCAAUUAAUUCUUAUCAGAAAACUGAUUUGUGAAGUCGAUUUUUAAUUUAAGAUCUGUCAUGCCUUUGAAAAAUAACUAAUAAAGAAGUAGAGUAAUCUCUGGAAAAUAAUGUAGUUGACACUUUGUUAUAUGUAGGUUCAGACUGAUUAUGAUUAAGGUAUUAGAUAUACUCCUGUUUUGUUAUAAAAUAACAUGACAAAGUCCUCCGUUUACAAAAUUUAAAAAUAUUGUUUUAAACAGGUGUAUAAUAGCAAUCUCAAAAGCUGUUUUGCAAAUGUAAGUAUUUCUGCUCAAAUCACCCGUUGAUGUGGAAUCGUAAAUUAUAUCCAAAAUUAUAAGGACCAAGUUAAGUUUUAACUGUAAGGUGGUUUACUACAUACUUAUGUUAUAAACAUUAUUUUCUUGAUACAUUACUUUAUUCUCAUUAUUUAUAUACCCAAAAGUAUUCAAAAAACUAAAUAUUCGAAACUCUAGAAAAUCAUAUGGACUACAUGUCCACAAUGUAAUACUUAGUGCGCGGAAUUAAAUCUUACUGCUGCAAUCUCCCAGUUGAAGUAAGGUGUGUUUUACGGCGAGUAGUGGAGUUGACAUGGUCCACAAGGACGUGCCGAGUGCGUCUCACUAGGAGUGUUUGCGGCUGAUAAAAAAAUAUUUCUAUAUUACUUCAAAUAUAUAUAAAUAGCAGCCAGUGGCAGCUCGUGAAGUUUUCUUCAGAGGAGGUUCAAAUUUGAAAAGCACUAUUUUUUAUAUUUCUUAUUAUCUGAAUCUUUUUUUUUCGUUAUGCCCACGAAAAAAACACUUUUGCGUUGAUAAAUUGCAUCGAUUAGUCUUUUCAAAAUUGCCCUAUUUUGCCAACUUUCUCGUUAUAGUUCUCAAUAUCCCUCUUAUGAGCCGAAUCUAAAGUAUUGGCAAUGUUUUGCUUAGCAAACACUUCUAAUUUAAUCGAAGAAAAUAUGUGUUCCUGUUUUUUUUUUUCAUGCCUUUCUAUGGCUCCUGACAAAUUUUGUAAAUUAUUACAGCCUGUUACCCCAAACGGAAGAUUUAUCACUUAUAAAUAAUACACAAUUCCAACAGUAUAAGUUGUUUCUUAAAACCGAAGCCGUUAACUAUUUAGUUUUAUCAUAAUUAUUUUCAUGAAAUGCUCUGUUUUGUUUCUAAUUCUAUCUGUCAUUCAUUACCAUUAAUGGAAGUGAUGGUGUUGGUCUUCCUUUUUGUUUUAUAGCUAUCUUUUUAUCAUAAUCAAAGCUACCAACUAAAUUCAUUUUUUAAUAGAUAGACUACGAUAUCUGCACAACAGACUGAAUAAUUUUCGUUGCUCAUUCUCGGUAAGUAUAAGUAAUAUUAAUAUACCGGUAACACAAAUAAACGAUACAAAAAACACCUUAUAGUUCCUACACUACAUCAGUACCUAGUAAAAUUUUAACAACCGCUACUUUGAGGAAUUGUUGCACAAUGUAGGGGAAAAUGACGCCAAUAAAAGGUGCGUGCCGCCAGUUUGUAGUGGGCUAGAAACAUCCAGGGUUGCAUUGAAUUUGUAACUUAUGGUUUUGUGGGUCCAACCUUCAUGGUUAACUUUGAAAUACCAAUAAAAUUUUAUUAGAUACAGUUCAAAUGAUGGGACUGUACCUACGUAAAGCUUAAACACCACCACCACUGAACAGGGAGCACGCGAAACUACCUCAAUGUUUUUCCUAUUUACACCCGCGAUUGCGCCAACUAAUAAGAAAGAGAUAAAAUUAUCCGUACGACUUGAUUUGAAAAGAGAUGAACUAGCCGGAGGCUAGCGGCUUGGAGCGGCAGUCGGAUCAACGUUUUAGCCAAUGCAGUACAGAAUGACGAUGCGUCAAGGUUACGGUCUUAUUAUUAAAAUGCAUCGUCGUCGGAGGCUAGCGGCUAGCUAGCCUCUGCCGCUUAAGCCAGACGCGGAGUGGUGUGAAUUAUGAUUGUAAGGGGGCAAAUAUAAAUCUUUUCUACAUUUCAACCUGAUAUAUGAUGAAAGUAAAUGAAAUCAAACAAAAUAUUCUGAAAAAAACAAAUGUCUACAAAAAUACAAAUUCUUUCAUCGAAAAAAAUUAGAGGAAGCUCAGCUACAAAAAAUAGAGGAGGCUCAGCCUCCCCUGCCUUUGAAGAGCCGCUACUGCUCGGUGCCCUUUUUAAUUUUUCAGAUUUGUGAUUUUGAAAUGUUAUAUUAUGUUGAUAUAGUCCAAAAGGAAAAAGCAUUUGUAAUCAAAGUAUCGACGCGGCAGCACUGGAUCGAGCGCGUGAGAUUUUAUUCCGCGCCUUGGUAAUAAUAUAUAUAUAUAUAUCGUUCAUUACCCUACAACAGCGCCGAAAAUACGAAAUUACAAAAACUGUCUCUGUUAGCCUUAUCUAGACAAUACUAAUCUGUACUCAGGUCAGGUCAAUUUUUAUAAUUUUGUAUUUUUGGUGUUGGAUAAUAAACGUUAUAGUGUAUCGCGCACUAAGUAAUCUAAGAAGAUUCCACAUGUGAUACAUUCAAAAGUAAAAUAAAACUAAUAAUAACUAAUAUUACUUUCGCCUGAUUACUUUAAUAAGUUUUCUUUAAAUACGCCCUUUUGUGUAUAAUCGCUUUAAGUUGCUAGUUUUACUAGACUGCGGAAUCUACCUUCCCCUUCCAGAAUUGAACCGUUAUUCUGUGACGGCCAUAUAAAUGCCUUAUUUACAAACAAUACAAAAUGGACUCAAAAACUUGAACAAACUUAUUAGUCAGUAUAUAUUGUCAGUAAGAUAAUAGCAAUUAUAGUAUUUUGUUAGAAUUUUUAGUAGAAGUGUGCCAUUUUACAUGUGUGUUUCUAGGUAGUUGAAUGAAGGAAUAGUAUUAAAAAAGUAAAAUGUAUUAAAUUUUAUUUCAAUAAAUAGUGUUUAGUAUA